Phytophthora sojae is the source of this 1035-nucleotide messenger RNA. RefSeq lists its product as hypothetical. NCBI's taxonomy places the organism in Eukaryota, Oomycota, Peronosporomycetes, Peronosporales, Peronosporaceae. The transcript is spliced from 2 exons. The record is from RefSeq and is a predicted model, not a curated record. The coding region runs from base 1 to 1035 and encodes 344 amino acids.
AUGGAGUUGAAGCGCGACGAAGGUGUCGAAGUGGUCAAGCAGCACGCUUCUCCCCACCACCUCGGCUUUCCACUACGAAUCUUCCUGCGGUGCCGGGACUUUUGGACGGGGGUGACGGUGAUUCCGACGUUUGUGCUCGUGCUCUUCGUGCUGAUGACCUUCGGCCUACUCGAACCAUCUCCUACCUGUUCGCCCAAAGCCGUGACCCCCAACACGACCGAGUACCAUUCGGGCCACCGAUACUACUCAGCACUCAAGGAAAUGGACCCCCUUCCAGCCCCGACCUUCCGUGGUGAGCACACUCAAUUGUGCGAAGAAGAUCUCCGCAAACAGGUGAAGUACAGCUACUGCCUGCCGAUGUCGGGGCGGAAGGACACGCCGUUCUGCACUGCUGGAGACCGCACGGACCUGCUAAGCGUCCACUCCCCCGACUCGGUGUGCUACGCCAGCGUGUUGCACAUGUUGCUGGUCGAAGUUUACGAGGAACUCGAGGCAACAGGGAACUCCCCACUGAUCGUGUUCGGGUCGCUACUUGGCGCCGUCCGCAACGGAUCGAUGAUCCCGUUCACCGAAGACACCGACAUUGGGUUCGUUGGGAGGCUCAAGGCGAAGGAGCAGCUACAGGACGCGCUGUGGCGAAAGGGCUAUCACAUGUUCUUCAUGAACAUUUGGCGAGUCUGCGUGGCGCCAACGCACCCGCUCGCUCCCAAGCUGUACGAUCCGAGUUUGCCACUUACAAGGAACUUUGCCGUGCCCUACGUGGACCUGUACCAGAUGAAGAGACUCAACAAUGGCAACUGGGACAUCGAGGAGCUUCAGGCCAGCAACGGCCGACUAAUGCCGUACGACAAGGUGGAGCCCUUCUCGCAGGUGACCAUCAAUGGCAUGCCGUUCGACACGGUGCGAGACCCGCAUUUCUUCCUGAGGGAGGCCUAUGGCCCCAAUUACAUGACGCCGAGGCCGCGAAGAACCCCUGCUCCGGUGAGACCGAAGGCCACGGAUUCGGUAAUGAACGCUACCAAGACCACGAAAUGA